Molecule: messenger RNA, 834 nt
Organism: Trichoderma virens Gv29-8
Lineage: Eukaryota; Fungi; Ascomycota; Sordariomycetes; Hypocreales; Hypocreaceae
Exons: 6
Coding region: 1-834 (277 amino acids)
Biological process (GO): dephosphorylation
Molecular function (GO): phosphoprotein phosphatase activity
Source: RefSeq, a predicted model, not a curated record
AUGGAACAAGAUCAACAACUCCGGGGGGUGCCUAAUUUUAGGGACGUUGGCAAAACCGUCAACCAGUUUCUCGGCGAGAGACGCGUCCGCGAGGGCCUCUUCUACCGAUCAGGAAGGCUAGACGAUGCCACGACUGCAGACAGAGACCUCAUCAGGGACGAGCUUGAGAUUAAAACGAUUGUUGAUCUACGCACAAAAACCGAAGUUCUCAAGCAAAUCCGAAAACACCGGCGCUCUGGCCAAGCAAGCGAGAUUCCAGGUGUACAAUAUCAUGGCAUCAAAAUCAACGGCAAAUCCUUUGAGAGACAUUUAAUAAGCCUUCUGUCAUGGUGGGACUUUUUCAAGGUCAUCUACUUCUUUAUCCUGGGAUACCGCAUAGACGCAGUCAGGGUCCUCAGCCGCCAGGUCAUGCUGCCCCGUGGUCUCGUCCGUCUUGGCCUGGAUACGCUUGAUUACUGUGGUUUGGAGAUACACCAAGCCCUCUCGUUGUACACUGCCCCUCAGACCCUGCCCUCCAUCAUUCAUUGUACCCAGGGUAAGGAUCGUACAGGGCUUAUAUGUGCUCUGGUAUUGAUGAUACUGGGUAUCCCCAGAGCGGCCAUUGAGCACGACUACUUUCUCACUGACGCCAAGCUCAUGUCCAGUCGACCUCAGAUGCUCAAAGAGAUCCAUGAGAUAGGCUUGACCGAUGACUGGGCCGGUACCGCAAAGGACAUGAUCUCUUCGAUCGAAAGCUACAUCGAGGACAAGUAUGGAGGUUUGGACAGCUAUCUCGACUCCAUUGGCUUUGACCAGCAGCAGCGAGCUAGAGUCCGGGAGACAUUGCUCAUCUAA